AGGCCACUUGACCCUCAUAUAUACACUCACCCAAUUUAAUUCAUCACACCAUCUCCUAUGAACAAAAGGAAUAUGUGUAUUCAUAUAUCACCAUCUCUGUCUCUCUCUCAUUAAUCUCAAUUAAUCCAACCCACAAAUUCAUUUUCUUGAAUCUUCAAAACAACAUAAAAAGAUGGAUAAUUUAAAAGAAAUACAAGGUAAAAUGGCUCAUGAUCCUCAUUAUGUGUUUUCAUAUUGCAAACCAAGACGUCAAGUAUGGGUUCCUGGACCGGUCAUAGUUGGAGCCGGACCAUCCGGGCUCGCUGCGGCCGCCUGUCUGAAAGAGCAAGGAGUCCCAAGUGUCGUUAUCGAACGAUCGAAUUGUAUAGCAUCUCUUUGGCAGCUCAAAACCUAUGAUCGCCUCAGGUUACACCUUCCUAAAAGAUUCUGUGAAUUGCCACUUAUGCCCUUCCCAGAGGAUUUUCCGACGUACCCGGAUAAACAACAGUUUGUUGAUUAUCUAGAGGCCUAUGCGAAGCGAUUUGGGAUCAAUCCGGUUUUUGAUUCUAGUGUGGAAAGAGCUGAGUAUGAUGAGAGUAUAGGGAUGUGGAGAGUGAAGAGUGUUGGGAUGAAAGGGGAGGAGGUGGAGUAUGUUUGCGGGUGGUUAGUGGUGGCUACCGGAGAGAAUGCGGAGGCGGUGGUGCCGGAGAUUGAAGGGAUGGAGGAGUUUAGUGGUGAGGUGAAGCAUACAUCGGAGUAUAAAAGUGGAAGUGUUUAUAAGGGGAAGAAAGUGUUGGUGGUGGGUUGUGGGAAUUCAGGAAUGGAAGUGUGUUUGGAUCUUUGCAAUCACAAUGCUAAACCUUCACUUGUUGUUAGGGAUGCUGUGCAUGUCCUACCACGAGAUAUGUUGGGAAAAUCGACUUUUGGGUUGUCCAUGUGGUUACUCAAGUGGUUACCAGUGAGAUUAGUUGACCGGUUUCUGUUGUUCGUGUCAUGGGUAAUACUUGGAAACACAGCUAGGUUUGGACUUGACCGGCCCAUGUUGGGACCACUCGAGCUCAAGAACAUAUCUGGAAAGACACCCGUGUUAGAUGUCGGGGCCCUAGCCAAGAUCAAAAGUGGAGACAUCAAGAUAUAUCCAGGCAUUCAACAAAUAAGGGAUCACAGUGUACAUUUUUUUAAUGGGAAGACAGAGAAUUUUGAUGCAAUUAUUUUAGCAACAGGAUACAAAAGCAAUGUGCCAUCUUGGCUAAAGGAGAAAGAGAUGUUCUCGGAAAAAGACGGUUAUCCCCGAAGACCAUUUCCUAAUGGUUGGAAAGGUGCAUAUGGGCUUUAUGCCGUAGGGUUCACGAAACGUGGCUUGCUUGGUGCAUCAGCGGAUGCUAAGCGAAUAGCAGAAGACAUCAGUAAAUGUUGGAAAGUAAAAUCCAACCAUCUCAUAAAAACAACUAAACGAUCAUUGUUGUUUCAACCUUAGUUUUGUAUCUUUAUUUGUUUGGGCGGUAUUUUUUUAUUUUAUAUUUUUUUCGCCUUUUUCUUGAGUCUUGUUAGAUAACACACAUUCCAUUGAUCUCAAAGUGAAUCACAAAAUUUUGUUAGUACAAAGCAAAUGCUUUAAUUAGCAAAUUUUCAUGGAAAUGGAGAGGGGGCAAAGAUUGUUGGGUUAUUUUAGGUUUUAAUAGCUGAAGUGUGAUAAUUGUGUUUGUAUAUAUAUGUUAGAAAAAUAUAUAUAUAUUUAUUUCAAA
This is a messenger RNA of Helianthus annuus (common sunflower), 1724 nucleotides long. RefSeq names its product indole-3-pyruvate monooxygenase YUCCA6. Gene Ontology annotation, molecular function: flavin adenine dinucleotide binding; N,N-dimethylaniline monooxygenase activity; NADP binding. Lineage: Eukaryota; Viridiplantae; Streptophyta; Magnoliopsida; Asterales; Asteraceae. The record is from RefSeq and is a predicted model, not a curated record. The transcript has 4 exons. Gene Ontology annotation, biological process: auxin biosynthetic process. Bases 173 to 1456 code for a protein of 427 amino acids.